Carassius auratus (goldfish) is the source of this 3143-nucleotide messenger RNA. RefSeq names its product neurturin-like. The coding region runs from base 1 to 681 and encodes 226 amino acids. NCBI's taxonomy places the organism in Eukaryota, Metazoa, Chordata, Actinopteri, Cypriniformes, Cyprinidae. The transcript has 2 exons. The record is from RefSeq and is a predicted model, not a curated record. Gene Ontology annotation, molecular function: glial cell-derived neurotrophic factor receptor binding; receptor tyrosine kinase binding; growth factor activity.
AUGAAGUUAUGGAAGUUUGCUGCCAUCGGCCUGAUUCUCUGUGGUGCUGUGCUUCUUCUGCUCUUCCAUAAAACCACUCCCUCUUCCCGAGCCCCAGCCCCAGCCCCUCCUCCCCACCACAGAGCUUCAUCCUCAUCACUUUCACCUUCAUCAUCUUCAUUUACUCCCAGCAAUUCGUCGUCUACUGUUGUGGUAGGUCGGCGGCAACGAAGGAUCAGAUCAGCUGACAGAGGAAACUCUCUCGUAUCAGAAUUCAUGAAGAUCUUCCAGAGCUUCACAGAGGGCGAGUUGAAGCAGGUCAUCGGGACACUGGUGGAAAGGAAAGCCCGCAGAGAUGCCCAGCAGAGCAAAAGGACUAAACGUGCUAAAAAGCGAGCCAAACCCUGCUCGCUGCGGGAGGUGGAGGUGACAGUCACUCAGCUGGGGUUGGGCUACGUCAGUGACGAGACUAUAGUCUUCCAUUACUGCAGCGGAAAGUGCACUACUAGUCGCAAAAACUAUGACCUGACGCUGGCAUUCAUGAAGCGCUCGCGGCUGCUAACAAAGGAGCAGAAGGACAAGGCUCGCCACAGCCCCUGCUGUCGGCCCACCGCAUACGAGGAGGACGUCUCCUUCCUCGAUAACGCCAAUAAAUACCACACAAUCCAAGAGUUCUCAGCCAAAGCAUGCGGAUGCGUCUGACGUCGAGGGUCAUAGCAUGUUUUAAUCUCUGAAAACUACAGACCCUUGAUUCCAGAGAAGAAAAUCUUCUGGGUUUUUAAAGCACUGAGGCAAGAGCAAAUGUCUUGCAUUGCCUUCGCGAAAAAAACGGUUGACAGAUUCUCCUCAGACACUUCUGAUGAAGAGAAACUGAAAAUACAUUGAGAAAAUAAUAAUUAUCCUCAUGUUUAUCCUUUGCGAAUGUGAUGCUGCCGAUAUCUUGUUUCUAUUGCCUUCGUUGGUCUACUUCAGAUGGCUUGAAAUGUUGGAUGGAUGUUGAGCUCAGAGUUUCAAUGGUGAAACUCAUUCAGGGCUUAAGUAAACAAAGCAAAGGCACACCCAGUGCCGAACAAAACUUGCUCAUUGAGUAACCGACCUGUAAAUGAGCCCAGCAGCUCUCAAAGGUUUCAACUCUGACAAAUCAAAGUCAAAACAUUCCCACAAAUCAAGUUCAAAUGAACAUAUAAUUAUACUGAACACCUACCUCAGCAUUGAUAUAGUCAACAUUGCUCUGUAAAAAACCCCCCAGCAUUUUAUCAAAAGAUUUUCAAAUGCUAAAUAUCAUACAAAUGCAGAUUUGUAAAUGGCAACAGUGGAAAAACUGGAUUCGAAGGAAAUCUCUCAGCAGCAGCCAGUGUCAGGAAAUCUGUGCCUGAGGUCUUCCCUUAGUUAACCUGAACAAAUCCACUUCGUUUGCAUAAAUCCUAUCACAGAAGAGUCUUAUCUACUUAGCUCCUGUCAGACCUUGGCCAAAAACACAGACAACUAAAGUGGGAAGGACCUACAGUAACUGCAAAAGUGUCCCGAUUUUAGCUCUAAACUCCUGUGAUCAGAUGUCAAACAAGCACAGACACUGGUGAGACUAUCCACUCGUUCCGACUUUCUGCAGUCCAUCAUGUUUGCGUUGACAUAAAAACAAUAUUUUAUAAUUAUAAUAACAUUAUAUAAUGCUAUACUUAGUGGAUUACAGCUGCAAUAAGACACGCACACAUGAUGUCAACAGAUUGCAAAGACGAUAAUUGCACGCAACGGUCAUCAGAACUAUUUUAUUAAGUACUAAGAAGCGAAUUUGGUAUAUAACUGAAGUACUGAAGGUAAUUUGGUGUAUAACUGAAGUGUGAUUGAAAUCAAUUUGUUGUGCUCAGGAAGCAGUUGAGUGACCCUUUAAGCCACACGUAAGUCUAAUCAGUUCAUUAGAGCACUGAUGUAAUUACAGAACAAGACUUAAGCCCUAACAAACACCUGGCCUUAAAACCCAACAAACCUUGUGCUAACAAAGGUGUAAAGACUGUGUGCUACUGUAACAAACAUUCAUGCAAACUUAUUUUGAAGAUUAUUUUGUUUUCACAUGGACAAAAAUAUAUAUAUAUAUGAAACCAAACUGAAGAUUUAUGCAAUACACUAAUGUACAGUAGUAAUGUGCAUGUUUACGGUUGUACAAAUCUUUUAGCAUGCUGAACUAGAACAAUUGUUAUGAAAUAGAAUCUAAUUCACCUCAUCAAUGCACAUUCAUAAUCAAAUACCAUAUGCAAAAGUGUCUAAGCUAUAUGUUUCUGGUAUGAUAUUGCUUUAGUGCACCAAUUCAAGGGAUGGCUCGCCCAAAAACGAAAAUGCAGUCAUGAUUUCCUCACCCUAAAUCUCCUUCCUUUCUUCUGUGGAACAUAAAAGAAGAUAAUCUGAAGAAUGUUUUGGCGAUUUUGGGAAAAGACAUUCCUCAAAUAUCUUCUUUAAUGAUGACAGAUUUUUCACUUUUGAGUGAACUUUUUAUAGUGGAAAAUAUAAUACGCCUAAAUAUUGUUACAUUUAAACUGACUGAUCUUAUUUGAGUCCAAGAAAUGUAUUCAUUUGACUGAAGCGACUACAUCCUUACAAACAAAAUAUAACCAUCUGGUUUGAUAAAAACAGCUAGCUAAUAAUGUAUUUAUAGCACUUUUUUUAAGUGAACAAAAAAAAAAAAAAUCCACAUGAAAUCAAAGAAUCAAUCUGAGUAAUAAGAAAACAUGCACUCCUGUCUGAUCGAAAGAGUGACGUAUAAACCACUGAAAUCGAAAUCUGUCAGUCUGCGGUUAAUCAUGUUUGUUCGUUUCCUUUCUUUGGAGUAACUGCAGUGUUUGAGGAGUUCAUCUAUCUGUCCAUAUGGCCUCAGUCUCUUUCCACCUGCUGCAGUGGGACGUCCUGUUAACCCAGUGCGCACACACACACACACACACACACACAGCCUUUCAGUUUGAGCAUUGUUGGACACUGUUAACCAACUGUAAUAAACAUUGAUGCAAUGCAUCUAUAUAAAAAACGAUGUAUAUUUAUUGAAGAGUAAGUUAUGGUUUGUUUAUUUAUUUAGAUGUAGAAUCACUGACUUAACGAGAACAUAUUUAUUACAUUUUUUUGGGUGCCAAAAAGAUCUCAUAUGUAUUGUAUUCGAUAUAUAACAUUUAAUAAACUGU